Molecule: messenger RNA, 3572 nt
Organism: Camelus dromedarius (Arabian camel)
Lineage: Eukaryota; Metazoa; Chordata; Mammalia; Artiodactyla; Camelidae
Gene: CABLES2
Product: Cdk5 and Abl enzyme substrate 2
Exons: 10
Coding region: 1-1509 (502 amino acids)
Biological process (GO): regulation of cell cycle
Source: RefSeq, a predicted model, not a curated record
AUGGCCGCGGCCGCGGCGGGUGGGUCCCCGGGCCCGUCCUCCGGCCCUGCAAGGGCCGCGCCGGCCGCCGGGCCCGGCCCCGGCCCCGCCGCCAGGGCCCCGCCGCAGGCGCCGCGGAGGCGCGGGGACUCUCGGCGCCGCCAGGCCGCGCUCUUUUUCCUCAACAACAUCUCCCUGGACGGGCGGCCCCCGAGCCUGGGCCCGGGCAGCGAGAAGCCCCCGCCCCCGCCCCCGCCGCCGGCCGAGGCCCGCGAGCCGCCCGCGCCGCCGCCGCCGCCGCCUCCGCCGCCGCCCGCGCCGCCCUCCGGCCUGCCCUUGCCGGGUCCCGCGAGCAGGGCCUCGGCGCCCCAGGGCCUGCUCAGCCCCGCGCCCGCCCCCGUUGGCCUGGGCCUGGGCCUGGGCCUGGGCCUGGGCCUGGACGGGCAGCGCCAGAGAAGGCGCAUCACCUCCCAGCGCUGCUCCCUCGAGUUUCUGGAAGACACAGUGGGAUGUGCCUCGGUUCAGCGGACAAAACACAUAUCUGGGUCCCCGAGACACAAAGGCCUGAAGAAGACUCACUUCAUCAAGAACAUGAGGCAGUACGACACCAAGAGCAGCAGGAUCGUGCUGAUCUGUGCCAAGAGGUCCCUGUGUGCGGCCUUCUCAGUUCUGCCGUAUGGAGAAGGCCUGCGGGUCAGUGACCUGCGGGGGGACAGCCAGAAGCAGAGGCAUCCGUCCGGCGGCAUUUCCGUGUCUUCAGAGAUGGUGUUUCAGUUGGAAGGUGUCGAGCUGGGAGCGGACGGAAAGGUUGUGUCUUACGCCAAGUUCCUGUACCCCACCAAUGCCCUGGUGACACUCAAGCCGGACAGCCAUGGCCCGCCGCCUCCACCCCGGCCCAGCGUCCCCCGCACUCUGCCGGGGUCAAGAUGUAAACCAGCCCCUGCCCUGGCAACACCAGCCGGCCCGGAACUAGGGACUGACGCAGGGGAUACCCUAGAGUACAACCCCGACCUCCUGGAUGAUCCUCAGUGGCCCUGCGGCAAGCACAAGCGUGUCCUCAUCUUCGCGUCCUACAUGACCACGGUGAUAGAGUACGUGAAACCCUCCGACCUCAAGAAGGAUAUGAACGAGACCUUCCGGGAGAAGUUCCCACACAUCAAGCUGACGCUGAGCAAAAUCAGGAGUUUAAAACGAGAAAUGCGGAACCUGUCUGAGGAGUGUGGCUUGGAGCCCGUGACGGUGUCCAUGGCCUACGUGUACUUCGAGAAGCUGGUCCUGCAGGGCAAGCUCAACAAGCAGACCCGCAAGCUGUGCGCGGGCGCCUGCGUGCUGCUGGCCGCCAAGAUCAGCAGCGACCUGCGCAGGAACGACGUGAAGCAGCUCAUCGACAAGUUGGAAGAGAGGUUUCGAUUCAACAGACGGGACCUCAUCGGGUUUGAGUUCACCGUGCUCGUGGCCUUGGAACUCGCUCUGUACCUUCCCGAGAGCCAGGUGUUGCCUCAUUACCGACGCCUCACGCAGCAGUUCUAGCCUGGCCCGGCGCCCCGGCGCCGCAGCACGCGCAUGGGCCCGGGGUGGCUCCGGGCCCUGCGGUGCGGGCGCCCAGCCUCCCUGGCUGGUGCUGCUCCUCCUUCCCAGCCUUGCUUCCUGGGGACUCCGCUCUCAUCCCAGCGCACAUGCGCCGCCGCGCACUCUCAGGCACCUUCCUGUGAUCUCCCAGGGGCGGAACGUGGGGCUGUCGCUGUGUCUUUUCUCCCUGUGCCCGAGACCGUCUGGCACCAGGGCUUUGGUUGGUGACGUGUGGCAGCGAAUCCUGACUUCGCAGCGUCUCCUUCCUGCUGGGCGUGCCCCGGCCUUCUGCAGGCUGCCAUGGCCACAGCACAAGCACCUCAGUAGCGACCUGGGUUUCCAGAUCUCCCUCAACACACUGAAGUGCUGAGUUCACCUGUUGAAGCAUCAGUCUUGGCUAGUUCCGGUCGGUGUGGAAAUUGCACUGUGGAACAUGGCCACCCCAGCCCCGCCCCAUCGGCCUGUCUGCCUCCCAGCCCAGCCCCUGGGGCUUGUCCACUCACCUCCCCGCAGCCCACAGGCAGAGCUCGGGCAUCAGCCUCAGCCACGAGAGCAGGCUCUGGUUUGCUUGAUCUCGUCUCCUACUCUCGGACCUGUUCUGAGGAUCGUGUCACUGUGAAAUCCUGUGUCACACCCCUCAACAUCCUCGCCCACCCCGGGCGGGGGUCCACCCUUCGCCUCUCACCAGGAAAAGCCCUCUUGCCCGUGACACUGGGAACCCUCAGGACGAUGGGACUGCCGGCUCUUGAUCUUCCUAAGCAAUAUUAUGGAGGAAAGUUUAUUUAUUGUCACUUAGGAUGUGGGGUUUUUUUAAGGCAACAAAAACUGGUUAAAUGCAGUCUGCCGAAGCUGUGACUUGAACCACACUUGACCCUCGAGCAGGGAGACUAACCUCACAGCCCUGCCUCUCCAACGGGUUGGUGCCUGUGCCUUCCCCCAGGGCAGGAAGAAGAAGCACCUUGGCCAGUGCAGCCCGCCCCAAGCAGAUCCCAAGGGCAGGUCUGUGCCCACGUCAGCUCCUCCGCGCCAUCUCCGCUCAUGGCCCCACCAGAAAUACCGAAGUCCGAGGACUGGAGUUUCUCCCUUCAUGGGUCAGCUGCUCUAAGAAAGGACCAUGCUGGCUGGGCCAUUAAGCUGCUUCCCCAUUGCUGUCCUAUCAACCUGUCACUGGAGGGGCCCAGGACAGCCCACCCUACAUGCCAUCUGUGCAGACUGGUGCUUUUGCAGCAGGGAGAUGCCAGCCCUCGUCACUGCACUCAACCACCAGCAACUUGGCCUAGACCGCAGCAGAGGUGCAGGGAGCCACCUGCAGACCCGCUCCCACCCUGUUGGCUGCUGCUCCUCCUUCCUCAGUCGCUCACUUCCUGGGAGACUGUAGGGUGGCGCUUGAAGCCCAAAUCUGUAUCCCACCCUUAUUGAGGAGUGCCUCUUCCCUGCCUCCCUAAGAUGGCCCCCCAAACCCCGAUGUGCACCAAGGGGGGCCUGGAGGAUGAAGCUGCUAUGCCCCAGGCAACUCUUCUGGAAAGUGACCUGUCCUGCCACCACAGCGUCUCAAGUCUUAGUGACACUGCUGUUACAAGCACUGCAAGGGACUGACUUCCAAAACAUAUGUCCUGGUUUACACUUACCCUUGAGGGACACACCUUGGGAAUUUCUAUACAAACGGAAUGGCUGAUACAGUAAUUUAAGUUUGAAUGAUUAUGUAGUCAGAUUUAAUCGUUUACCAAAUCCUCCUGUAACCUUCCCCUUAGUGUGUUAUUUUUAACAAUGCAAGAGCUGCCACCGUGUGGUACUCGAGCAAAGCCAGUAUUUAAGGCAAACUUCAGCCUAAAUCCUCUCCCUCUAGAGCCAGCCCAGCUGUUCCUAUGUCCAAGGGCCUGGUGCCACCCCCUCAGCCCCCAGCAGGCACUGUGGAUUUAAAUGUUCUAAGCAGGCUGUUGGACCUCAAUGUCAAAUUGUGUGUCACGGAAGUUUGCAAACAGUGAUGUAUUUGUCCUUUAAGUAAAAUUUGGUUUUGCAACAUG